Molecule: messenger RNA, 2709 nt
Organism: Paramecium octaurelia
Lineage: Eukaryota; Ciliophora; Oligohymenophorea; Peniculida; Parameciidae
Source: the annotation of a GenBank genome assembly
AUGAUCACCAAUCAAUUAUUUAAUCCAAAACUAGGAUCAAAAUAAAUUUCUGUUCCCAGGUAGGAAAGCCGAGCAUGCUGUUUUUACCCUCGUAGAUUAAUUAUCUGUUAUGAUUUUAUAAGAAGAAUUCCAAUACCUUUAAAGGCAGUGCAUUAUUUCUUAAAGGUUUAACCAGGUUUUCUUGUAGUAGAAUUAAAAUAAACUUAUUCAACUUAAAGUUAUCAAGAACCAAUAGAAUUAGAAUAUUUAUUUUCAAUCAAUAAAAAUGCAGCCGUGACUAAAAUGAUAGUUGAAUUAGGAGACACCAAAGUUUAUGGGAUAGUUAAGGAAAAAGAGGAGGCUAAAUAAGAAUAUGAAGAAGGAAUAAAGUAGGGCAAGACUAUGGCAUAUAGUGAGUAAGAUGAAUAAUUCCCUGAAAUAAAGAGAGUUAAAAUUGGAGCCCUUGCCCCAAAAAAAGAAUUACAAAUCACAUUUGAAUACAUCUAACCUUUGGAUGUAUUUUUGAAUAAAUUAUGGAAAGUAGAAGUUUAGCCAAUGGUUGAUGAAAAUUAUUUUACCCUUAAUAAAUAAUAGUAGACUUAAAAUCUAUAUUAUGAAAGACUGAAUAGAUACAUUUAUAAAUUUGUUCAGAUAGAUUAAUUUGUAUACAACUUCAAGCAAGAUAUUAGUAUAUCCAUAGAUAUAGGGUCUCCAAUAACUUAUUAUAAAUGUCCAACUCAUAAAGUUUUAAGUGGAAAUGCGAAAGAUGAAUACGUUAAGGAAAAAAUGAAUGAAGAAAAUUUCAAGAAAUUAUAUCUCAUGCUUGAGGAUACACCAUCUAAUUUUAUUCCAACAAAAUAAUUUACACUACUAUUUUCAAGUGAUGACGUAAAUCUUCCUCGAGCAUUCUUAAGUCAUACUAAUAAUGACGCUUUAUUCGCACAAAAAUAUUGUGCUACGUUGACUUUUAUUCCAAAGUUUAAUUAAACAACUUUGGAUGAUGCUUAUUCACAGUACUUGGAAGAAUUAAAUAUUGCAGAGAAUCAAGCAAUUAAUAGAGGAACCUAUUUAUUCUUCAUAGACAGAAGUGGAUCAAUGUCUGGUGGUAGAAUAAAGAAAGCAAAAUAAUCUUUAAUUUUAUUUUUGAGAAGUCUACCCGAUAAUUGUAGGUUCAACAUCAUUUCAUUCGGAACAAUGUUUAGAUCUUUAUGGUCGGAUUCUAAGUAAUAUUCCCAAGAUACAUUGGAUGAGGCUAUAAAACAUGUAAAUACCAUGGAGGCUAAUAUGCAGGGGACUGAAAUAUUUAAACCAUUUUAAGAUGUUAUCUAUAAUAAUUAAUAUGGUAAGUCAAAAACAACUACAUUGAAUGUAUUCUUACUUACAGAUGGAGAAGUUGAUGCUUUCCCAAUAAUAGAUUUGGUAAAAAGGAACAAUAAAGCAGAAACUAGAAUUUACACUUUAGGAAUUGGAGAAGGAUGCAGCCAAUAUUUAAUUAAAAAUUUAGCUGAGGUAGGAAAUGGGAAAUAUUAAUUUGUAGCAGAUGAUGAGGAUAUAAAUGCCAAAGUUAUUGAUUUGUUAGAAGAUUCAAUGACUCCUUAUUUACAAGGGUUUAACCUUGAAUCAAAUAUUUCUAGUAUUGCUCAAAUUAUUCCAAAUCCAGAAUCAAUAGUGUGUUUAAAGAAGAACUAAGAAUUAACAAUUUAAGUGUUAUUUUCAGUUGAUCAGGUUACUGAUAAUUUACAGCUCACUUUGAGUUGCUUUGAUCCAUAAGAAUAAAAACCAAUCAAAUAUUCUGUUUCAUUAAAUAUAAAUUAAUCUUAAGAAAAUGAAUAUUUUCAUAAAUUGGCUUCUCAUAAAUUUAUCACAUAUUAUGAAAACAGUCUUAACUAUGGAGAAAACCACGUUAAUUUUAUCAAAAUCAACAAGGAUACAAUAGAUGAUUAAGAUAUAAUUAACACUUCAAUAACACAUUAGAUAUUAAGUUCCAAAACUGCAUUUGUAUGUGAAGUCUGUGAUUUAGAAGAUUAAUUCAAAUAGUAGAUGAAAUAAAAAGUAUACAUCACUUAAAUUAAACAAAACAACCUGAUAGAUUAACAGUUGAUUGGUUUGCAAAGAUUUGUACCUUGUUCAGCAAAUUUAAAUCGUCCAACAAGUACUAAGGGAUGCGUACAAAGAUAGACAUAAUCUCAAAUUUCUCAAUAGCCAUAAAUUUAGCAUUGCCUAAAAUAGGAAGAAGAGAAACAAUCUACUAAACCUUAAUUCAGAAUGGAACUAAUGAAAUUCAAAGGAUAGAAGGAAAAAAUGUCUUUUGACUCAAAGAAAUAGACACAACAACUCAUGGAAGAAUAAAGAACAGUUCUAGAGAGGUAUUAGAAAGAAGAAGAAAGUUGUUAAAUUGAAUAAUAGAAUUAAUUUUAAUAAUUCUAGAGUUAGAUUAAUAAAAUGGAAUAUGACUAGUUGAUUUCAUAUGCUAAAGCUGACGGUGGAUUCUUAUUUGAUGAGUUAGUUGAAAAGCAAAUAAAUUUUGAAGGGUGGAAGAAUGAACAAAGCUACCCAUAGAAUAUCUGGCUUACUUUACUUGCUUUAAUAUAUUUGGAUUAAUUUUGUUCUUAAAAUAGAAAAUCAUGGCAAUUAGUGUAUUAAAAGGGAGUAUAAUUUCUUUAGAGAAAUGGAGUUUCUUAUAAGUAGCUAAAGGAAUAAUUAUUAUAGAAUAUUAAACAACAAAUUUGA